Haliotis rufescens (red abalone) is the source of this 910-nucleotide messenger RNA. RefSeq lists its product as uncharacterized. The record is from RefSeq and is a predicted model, not a curated record. Lineage: Eukaryota; Metazoa; Mollusca; Gastropoda; Lepetellida; Haliotidae. The coding region runs from base 485 to 910 and encodes 141 amino acids. The transcript has 2 exons.
CGUGGUGUUCUUUAGAGAUACCUUUAAAUGAGUAUCUCACAUUUAAAUUACUAAGCGUGGUGUUCUUUAGAGAUCAAAGGCCGUCUUAAUUGACAUUGAGUUCAUCCUGUUGUUCAUAACAUAUUGAACAUUGAACAUUUGUGUACUGCAGACAUUGUAUUUUGUGAUGGUACAUUUUAUGCCUGUCCCAAGUUGUUUGAUCAGAUUUAUUGUUUACAUGCUGAGGUGUUUGGCCAUAUGUUUCCAUUAGUUUACUGUUUGUUGUCCAAUCGAAAAAAAGUGUGUUAUGUCAACAUGUUUCAGUACCUAUGCGAUUUUGCUAGUAGAGGAGGUCUAGAGUUUGCCCCACUUACAAUUCAGUUGGACUUUGAACGUGCAGCUCCCAAUGGCGUGACUGAUGUAUUUCCUGGGACAUUAGUUAGAGGGUGUUUCUAUCACUUCACUUCAAUGUAUCUGGAGGAGGGUGCAGAAAGAAGGUCUGGUGAUGGACUAUAAGGAAGAUGAGGAGGUGAAGAAGCUGGUGAGAAGAGCUGCUGCCCUCCCUCUUGUACCUCGUGACAAAGUGGAUGAUGUGUGGCUUGAUGCCAUUGCUGACUCUCCUGCUGGCCCUAAAGUGACUGCUUUCAUGGACUACGUGACAACCAGUUGGGUUCAAGGACAGGCCUUCAUGCCAGAGAUUUGGAAUCACUUCGAAAACCAAGGCCACCGUACCAACAAUCACCUGGAAGGGUGGCACAACAAGAUAAAGAAACUUGCCAAGAAGUGCCACCCGAACAUCUACGAGGUAGUGAAGCUAUUUCAGCGAGAGCAGUCACUCAAAGAGGUUGCAGUCCUGAGACUCUCUCACCAGUGGUCAGAUGUUAGGUAUUCCUUUACGUAUCGCUUCCAAAAUGUAUCAGCUAAAUACUGA